AAAAAAGAAGAAGAAGAAGACACCCUUUUGGUUACUGCCUAGCAACAAUGAAGUGAGAGAAGUAAAGCCCGUUAUCGAAUGCAAGUGAACAGCUCCAGAUUCUAGCUCCUGCUGCUUUGCCUGGCAUCGCCACUAGAAAUAUGGAUACUGAAAAGAGAACACAGCACUGCAUUGUCCAACAAGGGAAACACCAACUGUAAAAGCUUCAAUGCUUCUGUUGUCAGCAGCAGACAAUGCCAGUCAGAACGGAAGCGAGAAGUGCUGCUUCUGUUGCUUGAAGGAUGACCGGGGAGAAAUCAAGACAAACACCCUGGUGAGCAGGGAAGGGAGCGGAGCAGGAAGCAUACAGAUGGACACACUGGAUACGGUGAAAAGCAGUCGCAGGCAGCAGGCUGCUGGGAGGGAGAUGUGCGCAUGGUCGAUAGCAUCUUUUUGGCUGAAGGGAUGGCAUGCCAAAACUACUUGCAGUGGGUACAAUCCUCUUGCCAGAAAUGGCCUGAUCAAGUAAGAGCUGGUAAUUCACUAACCAUCUGACGACAGAAGAUGAAUACCAAGAAAUAGCAGUGGAUCCAAAAACAAAGCAUUUCCUUCAGUCAUUCUCACAUCCCAUUAUUGGAUACUUACAACAUGCUUCAGUGGAGAAGGCGGCACUGCUGCUUUGCCAAGAUGACCUGGAAUACCAAGCGGACUCUGUUCCGCACCCACUUCAUUGGUCUACUCUCUCUUGUGUUCCUUUUUGCUAUAUUUCUGUUUUUCAAUCACCAUGACUGGCUGCCUGGCAGAGCUGGAUUCAAAGAAAACCCUGUGGCUUACACUACACGAGGAUUUAGAUCAACAAAAAGUGAGACGAACCACAGCUCUUUGAGGACCAUUUGGAAGGAAGCAGUCCCUCAAACUCUCAGGCCACAGACUAUUACUAAUUCCAACAAUACAGAGCUGUCGCCUCAAGGAGUUACUGGUUUAGAGAACACGCUCAGUGCCAAUGGGAGUAUUUAUAACGCAAGAGGUACUGGACAUCCAACUUCAUAUCAUUUUAAGUAUAUCAUCAAUGAACCUGAGAAAUGCCAGGAAAAAAGUCCAUUUCUAAUACUGCUCAUAGCUGCAGAACCAGGCCAAGUGGAAGCCCGACAAGCUAUUAGACAAACCUGGGGAAAUGAGAGCCUGGCGCCUGGGAUCCAAAUCGUUCGGAUUUUUUUGCUGGGUUUAAGUAUGAAACUAAAUGGAUACCUUCAGCGAGCUAUCCUAGAGGAAAGCAGGCAAUAUCAUGAUAUUAUCCAACAAGAGUAUUUAGACACUUAUUACAACUUAACCAUCAAAACACUUAUGGGGAUGAACUGGGUUGCCACUUACUGCCCAAACGUUCCAUAUGUUAUGAAAACAGACAGUGACAUGUUUGUCAAUACAGAGUAUUUAAUACAUAAGCUUUUGAAGCCAGAAUUGUCUCCCAGGCACAAAUACUUCACAGGCUAUCUAAUGAGAGGGUAUGCACCCAAUCGGAACAAAGACAGCAAGUGGUACAUGCCACCUGAUCUGUACCCGAGUGAACGCUACCCUGUCUUCUGCUCUGGGACUGGCUAUGUGUUUUCUGGAGAUUUAGCAGAAAAAAUUUUUAAGGUCUCAUUGAGUAUAAGACGUUUGCACUUAGAGGAUGUAUAUGUGGGCAUCUGCCUUGCCAAGUUGCGAAUUGACCCAAUGCCCCCACCCAAUGAGUUUGUCUUCAAUCACUGGCGGGUCUCUUAUUCCAGCUGUAAAUACAGUCACCUAAUUACCUCCCAUCAGUUCCAGCCUAGUGAACUGAUCAAAUACUGGAACCAUUUACAACAGAAUAAGCACAAUGCCUGCGCCAAUGCAGCAAAAGAAAAAGCGGGCAAGUACCGCCAUCGUAAACUGCACUAGAAGGGACCCUUUCCCACCCAAAAGUAUUCCAUGUGCAAUUUGUAAAAAAUAUGGCUGAAAGCAUGUACAGUGGAAAAAUGCGCUUAAGAGGGACAGUCUAUUUAAGACCAAGCACUUAAUGAUGUUUCAAAAUUAUUUUUUUAAUUUAAAAGAAAAAAAAUCUAACUCUUGAAAAAAGUAGUAUGAAGAAAGUAUUAACCAAAAGGUUUUUGAAAUUUGGGAAGAAAAAGACAGUAUCAAGAUAUUUGUUUUCAUGUGCAAUAAUAAGCAUGCACACUUUGGUGGUACAAUUGCUAUUUUAUGUGCCAAUAAAAUUUAACUGUGCAAAUUUCAUACUAAAAUUUAUUUAUUU
Molecule: messenger RNA, 2248 nt
Organism: Euleptes europaea (tarantolino)
Lineage: Eukaryota; Metazoa; Chordata; Lepidosauria; Squamata; Sphaerodactylidae
Gene: B3GALT2
Product: beta-1,3-galactosyltransferase 2
Exons: 2
Coding region: 628-1896 (422 amino acids)
Cellular component (GO): membrane
Molecular function (GO): N-acetyl-beta-D-glucosaminide beta-(1,3)-galactosyltransferase activity
Source: RefSeq, a predicted model, not a curated record